This is a messenger RNA of Antechinus flavipes (yellow-footed antechinus), 7206 nucleotides long. Its product is annotated as cell surface glycoprotein CD200 receptor 1-like. Gene Ontology annotation, cellular component: external side of plasma membrane. The transcript has 3 exons. The record is from RefSeq and is a predicted model, not a curated record. The coding region runs from base 1 to 684 and encodes 227 amino acids. Gene Ontology annotation, molecular function: signaling receptor activity. Gene Ontology annotation, biological process: regulation of neuroinflammatory response. NCBI's taxonomy places the organism in Eukaryota, Metazoa, Chordata, Mammalia, Dasyuromorphia, Dasyuridae.
AUGUGUAUUUCCUCCCUUUCAGAAUAUAAAAGCACAGAAGCAGAGGCUCAAGUUCCAUCAGCAAACAUGUCAGCUGCGCAGAUGUCCCCAGAAUGUCACACUAAUGCUACCAAAGUGUCUGUACAGAUGGACACCUGCGUUGUUCUCUCCUGCUUACAUUACUCAUCAAAGGAAUUUGUAAUGGCCACAUGGACCAAAUUCUCCAGAGACAAAGCUUCCUGUAUCAUAGCUUACAGAAAAGACAAGACUACCACCAAUGAAACAAACUGCUCUGGUACUAGAAUAACCUGGGAAUCUGAACCUGAGAGGAACUUCAGCCUUCAGAUAGAGCCAGUGACUAUUCAUCAUGAGGGAUAUUAUCAAUGUGACCUUGUAACACCUGAUGGGAAUUUUCAAUCUUGCUAUAACCUCAGUGUGUUAGUGCCUCCUCCUGUAAUAAACCUGUCUCAGGAGGAAAAUGGGACCGUUGUAUGCAAGGCUGCAGCUGGGAAGCCGGCUGCCCAGAUCUCCUGGGACCCAGAAGGAGUCUGUUUCACUGUGAAGGAAACUCAUCAUAACAGGACAGUGACUGUGAAAAGCAUUUGUACCCGGGAUAGCUUCAAUGCAUCCAAUGUCAACUGCUUCAUUUCCCAUUUGACUGGGAAUAGGACUCUGUCCAUAAACUUUCAAGUCCAUAGUAAGUAGCAUUUCUCUCUUACACUGUGUUUGGUUCACUAUUCACUCUUACAGAGAAAUAAUAUUAGGAGAGAAAAGUGGUAUUCUAAGAGUACAGUUAAAGGUAUCUCAAUAUCAAAUGAAAAAUGAGUAAACAGAGAACAAAAAUUGUACAAUAAAUGGAAUGAAUCUUUUCUUCUUUUUUCAUUCCUCUGCCAAUGAUGGUUGGUUUUAUCUUCUAUGUAUUCUCCUUUUACAGGUAAAUGAAAAGGAACUCAUUUAACCAGGGUGAGGGAAAAACCUAUUUGCUUGAUUUAACUAAAGGAGUAGUAAAUUGAAAAUUGAAGGUGACAUGUAGUACUGCCCACUUAAAACAAUUAGCCUUGAUACUAUAGAGAGCAACAGUUGUGACUUGAGAAGAACACAAAAGAGAGUAAUCUGGAAAGUGGGCAAAAAUUACAUUCAUACCCUCAUGCUAAUGUUUUAGAUAAUAUAGAAACUUCAAUUAAAAGCAGGUAAAUAUGAACUCUUGGUAUUACUAAAAUGUUAUUGGUUGUUACUCAUGAAUGAAAUAGAUCAAUGGAAGAAUAUGUGUGUGUACACAUACACACAUAUACAUAAUAAAGAAAUCAUUAAAUAAUCACAUACUAACUAUAUACUAUAUGCCAGAUACUGUUAUAGGAACUAGAAAUAUAAAAACAAGGUGAAACUAUCCCUAUCCUCAAAGAACUUACAUUGUGAAGGAAGAAUGGAAUGUGCAUAUAUCACUAUAUUAAAAACCAAUAUAAAACAAAUAUUAAAGGAGAAAAGGGAACAGCAAAAAGGGCCUCUUACAGAAGGUAGAUUAUGAGCAAAGUCUUGAAUAAAGUCUUGCCUCCAAGAGGCAGAAGUGAAGAGUGAAAGCAUUCCAGACAGGCAGGAUAGUCAGUGUUUAGACACUGAGAGAAGAUAUGAAAUCUCAUGGCUGAAGAGCCACAGCAAAUAACUAAGUCUGGCCUUUGAGUAUAUAGAGGGGAGUAAUGUACAAGAAAGCUGGAUAAAUAGAAUUGGGCUAGGCUAUGAAAGCUUUAAAUGGCAAACAGAUGAGUUUACAUUUGAUCCCAGAAGUAAUGAGGAAUUACUGGAUCCUAUUGGAGAGGCUAACAUGAUCAGAUCUUCACUUUAGUAAAAUAAUUUUGGUAGUUGUAUAGAGGGUUCAGGAAGAGGGAGAAGGUUGAAUCAGACUAAUUAGGAGACUAUUUCAAAAGUCUAAGCAAGAGCUAUGAUGGUCUGAAUUAGAGCACUGGCUUUGUAACUUAGAAGGAUGGAAGAGAGGCUGUGUAGAUAGGAACAAGAUUUGACAGUAGAUUGCUUAUAUGGAGUAAAUCAGGGUGAGCAUUUGAAGAUGACAGAUUAGUUGGAAGGCACAGAAGUGCUGCAUUCUCAAUAAACAACUCUAUGGAAAACAUUUGGGUGGAGAUCAAUAGGGAGGAAUAAACAAAAUCAGUAUCAUGGAGGGAGUGUGCUAUAGACCACCCAGUUAGAUAUAGGAAAUGGCUGAUCAUUAUCUUUUGUAGAUCACUGUCACAGAGACUAUAGAGAUAGUCUUCUAUAUAUGUAGACAUUGUAUGAAGGUUCUUUCCUGCUAAAAACAAAGCAGCCAGUGCAUUCUUAGAUUGUUCUGCUUAUGAUUUCCUUUCAAAAGCUAUAGAGAUCAACAAAGGGAACAAUUAUUAAGACCAAUAUAGAAGAAUUUCUAGAAAUUAAGGAUCAUUCAAGAAAUUGCUCCUCUCUACAGCUUAAUUCUCACACAGGUCACUUUUCAUUGAAAGAGGUUCUCUCUUCUUUGCAAGUCUACAUCUGCUGUAUGUAGUGUCACCUAAUGGUUAUUAUUUCUGUUGAAAUAGCUUAACAUGUGGGAAGGAGAGGAAGAAUUUCUCUUUCCUAUAAUUCCUUUUUCCUCCUUCCACCUCUUGUUUCUCUCUGCAUAUUCUUCCAUGGCUCAUUAUUAUAGAGAAAAUUAUAACUUGCCUUUCUAAUUCUAUCAGGAAGAACUCCCUUAUAGUAAAGUUAAUAAUAUAUGGACAUAUCUGUGCACUUUCCUUAAUGCCUUAAGCUCUCAUUACCUGAUUUAUAAAUUGCUGUCCCACUCCCAUACUUUAGGAUUUUUUUUAAUGAAUAUAUAACUUUACAAACCUGGAAGUUAGAUCAGAAGUAGGUAUAACCUCAAACAGGAUGCUAUGAGAGGAACUGCUCCAGAAAAAUCUUUCUGUUUCUCUUUUGUUUUUAUGUGUAAUUACUAAGUCAUUGUACAAGAAAAUACUAAGAUUGUCCUCUCCUGCCUUACCAAUUCAAUAAAAAAUCUUGCAAUGGCAACAUGGAACAUACUCCUCAGAGUCAAAACUUUCAAAAUCUUCUCAAAGGAAGAAAAUAUUGGGGAAAGGCAAAAAUUAAAAUAAGGAAUGUAGAAAUCAUAAUUUGAAGAUAUUCUUAAACAAUUGAAUUAUGGAUGAAAAGUGGAAACAAAAAUGGCAAUAUUAUAAGAUGUCUUCCAAAUCCAUUUACAAUACCUAGAUAAUUAUAUCAUUUCAUCCUAUGAUAUUAUCUUCUCUUUCUAUUUUUUACAAUUACAUUGAAGGAAAAAAAAGUAAAGUCAAGAUGUUGGAGUAAAGGCAGCUAUCCAGAUGAAUUCUCCCUAAAUCCCCCUCCAAACAGCCUUAAAAUAAUAUCAAAUUCAAUUAUAAGGUAGCAUAGUCAACAAAAUGUCAGGAUGAGAUAUUUCUCCAGUCAAGACAACUUAGAAAUGCUGAAAGAGAGGUCCAAGACACCAAGAGAGGGGCUAGCCUAGAAUAUUCAUAGCAGAAGCACUAAUGGUGGCUGGGACAGCAGCUUAAGACACUGGGGACUGAACAAAUGGUCAGGAAGAGAUUACAGGGGAUGGAGAGCAAGACUAGGCACUAUUUGGCAACUUCAUUGGCCAUUCUUAGUUGCAUUUCCAGUGCAGAGAGAAGUAAUUGUGACUGCAGGGGAGCCAAGGUCCUUCUGGGAUACAGGGAAGGAAAGUAGUAAUUACACCUCUUCUUGAAUCACAUCACCUUGAAAGUACUUAAUACUUACACUCCCCUACUACUAGUUAUGAAAACAACAAAUAGAAAAAGCCACACAAAAAAAAAAAAAAAUGAAAAAGCCUGAAUGCUGGGAUGCUUCUGCAGUGCCAAGUGAAAAGAGUCUAACUUUAACAUAAAAUUCAAUAUCAAGAAGUUGACUUUAAAAAAUGAACAUGCAUCAAAACAAAAAAGAAUCUGAGCAUUGAAAGCUAGUAUUGUAAGAAGGAGAAUAAGACAGAGUGUAAAAACAACUAAAAGAAGGCUUCAGAGAAAAAUGCAAGUUGGACAGGAACCCAGCAAAACUUCCUGCAAUAGCAAAAGAAAUAGAUGAGUUGUAGAGAAAAAACUGGGAAAAGAAAUGAGAGUGAUGGAAGAAAAUUAUGAAAAGAGAAUUAACAAUAAAAAGGUGCAAAAAAUAUGGCAAAGAACACCUUAAAAAUAGAAUUGGUUUAAUGCCAAUGUAGACACCAAAAUUCCUUAAAAAAAAAAAAAAAAAAAACCUGUACAAAAAGAUAGAACAAAGCAACUCAUUUAAGAAUUCAAAUGUAAAAUACAAAAAAAAAAAAAAAAGUAACAGAAGAAAAUAAUUCACUAAAAAUUAGAAAUGAAGAAAUGGAAAUGAAUGACUCAAUGAGACAUCAAGAAUCAGUCAAACGAAAGCCAAAAAAAGAAAGAAAGAAAGAAAAAGUAGAAGAAAAUGUAAAACACCUCAUUGGAAAAAGAACUGACUGGAAAAUAGAUCUAGAAGAGACAAUCUAAGGAUUAUUGACCAUGAUGAAAAAAGAGCUUAGAUAUUGUCUUUCAGAAAAUCAUCAAGAACAACUGCCCUGAUGUCCUAAAAUCAGAAGGUAAAAUAGCCAUUGAAAUAAUUCAAAGAUCAUCUCCUGAAAGAAAACCCCAAAUGAAAACUCCAAGGAAUAUUAUAGCUAAAUUUCAGAAUUAGCAAACCAAGGAACAAAUAUUGCAAGCAGCCAGGAAAAAAAAAAUCCAGCAUCCAGCAGCUUCCACCUUAAAGGAUCAAAGGGCCUGUCUCUGAUAUUCCAAAAGGCAAAGGAACUUGGAAUGCAACCAGAAAUAAACUAUCCAGCUAAAUUGAGCAUUAUCUUUCAGGGAAGGUGAUGGACAUUUAAUGAUAUAGGUGAAUUUUAUUUAUUUCUGAUGAAAAGACCGGAGCUGAACAAAAAAAUUGACCUCCAAAUAAAGAACUCAAAGAGAAGCAUAAAAAAGUAAAAAGAAAAAAACUCUUCAGAACUAUAUCUCUGUUAUGUGUAUACAUAUAGAGUACAGGUAUAAUUUGAUUUUACAGUGAUAAUAUUUAAAAAAGAAACUAGAGGUGAAAAGGGAAUUGUACUGGAAAAAGAGGAAAAUGGAGCUAAAAUGGGGGAAAUUACAUCUCAUUAAGUAGCAAAGAAAAUCUAAUAUAAUUGAAGGAAAGAAGGGAGGGGGAUGAACAUUGAAUCUUACUCUAGUCAAUUUGGCUCAAAGAGAAUAUUAGAUACCUUUGGUUUCAUAGAGAAAUUUGAGUCACUUUAUAGGGAAGUGGAAGGGGAAAGGGGAAAGGAAACAAGGAGGCUAAUAGAAAGGAAAAUAAAAACAGUAGGGGAAAGGUAUAAGAAAAAAAGAGGGGCUGUAAAGAGGAAGGGCUGUUUGAGCAAAGGAAUGAUCAGAAACAAAAUACUGGGGAGGAAGGAAAGGGGAAAGGAAAGAGAAAAGCAUACUUUGGGGUAAAUACUAUGGCUGGAAAUAUAGAAUUAGUCAUUUUAACUAUGAAUGUGAAUGAGAUGAACUUUCCCAUGAAAUAGAAACAGAUAGCAGACUGGAUGAAAAGCCUGAGUCCUACAAUAUGUUGUUUACAAUAAACAUAUUUAAAGCUGAGUAAUACAUUUAGAGUAAAGGUAAAAGACUGGAGCAGAAUUUAUUAUGCUUCAGGUGAAAUAGAGGGGUAGAUAUCCUAAUUUCAGUUCAGGCAAAAGCAAAAAUAUAUCUAAUUAAAAGAGAUGAGGAAGGAAAUUAUAUCUUGCUAAAGGGUACCAUAGAUAAUGAAGUAAUAUCAAUACUUUACAUAUAUGCACCAAGUGGUAUAGCAUCUACAUUCCUAAAGGAGAAGUUUAGAGAAGUAUAAGAAGAAAUAGAUAGCCAAACUAUAAUAGUGAGGAAUCUCAAGCUGGCUCUUACAGAAUAGAUAAAUCAAACCAUAAAAUAGAUAAGAAAGAAGUAGGUAAAUAGAAUUCUAGAAAAAUUAGGUAUGAUAGAUCUUUGGAGAAAAUUGAAUACAGAAAGAAAUACACUUUUUCUCAGUGGUUCAUGGAACCUAUACAAAAACCAAUCAUAUCUUAGGGCAUAAAGACCUCAAAAUCAAAUGCAGAAAGGCAAAAAUAGUAAAUGCAUUUUUUUCAGAUGAUAAUACAAUAAAAAUAACAUGCAGUGCCAGGGGAAAAUAGACUAAAAAUUAGAAACUAAAUAAUCUCAUCCUAAAAAAUGAAUGGAUAAAACAACAAAUCAUAGACACAAUAUAUAAUUUCAUCCAAAGAGAAUGACAAUAAUGAGACAAUAUAUCAAAAUUUGUGGAAUGCAGCUAAAGCAGUAAUAAGAGGAAAUUUUAUAUGUCUAAAUGCUUACUCGCAAAAAAUGGAAAAAGAAAAGAUCAAUGAAUUGGGGUUGCAAUGAAAAAAGCUAGAAAAAGAACAAAUUAAUAACCCCCAAUUAAAUACCAAACUUGAAAUUCUAAAAAUAAAAGGGGAUAUUAAUAAAAUUGAAAGUAAAAAAUACUAUUGAAUUAAUAAAUAAAACUAAGAGUUGGUUUUAUGAAAAAAAAAAUAGAUAAGCUUUCAGUUAAUUUGUUUAGAAAAAGUAAAGAGGACAAUCAAAUUGUUAGUCUCAGAAAUGAAAAGGGAGAACUUUCCACCAACAAAGAGGAAAUUAGAGCAAUAAUUAGGAGUUAUGUUGCCCAACUUUAUGCCAAUAAAUCUAAUAACCUAAGUGAAAUGGGGGAAAACCUACAAAAAUAUACAUUGCCCAGAUUAACAGAAGAGGAAAUAAAUUGCUUAAAUAGUACCAGUUUAGAAAAAGAAAUAGAACAAGCUAUUAAUCAACUCCCUAAGAAAAAAUCUCCAGAGCCAGAUGGAUUAAUAUGUGAAUUCUACCAAAUGUUUAAAAAGCAAUUAACUCCAAUACUAUACAAAUUAUUUGAAAAAAUAGGGAAAGGAGUUCUACAAAAUUCUUUUUAUGACACAAAUAUGGUGCUUUUACCUAAACCAGGGAAGGUGAAAACAGAGAAAGAAAAUUUUAGACCAAUUUCCCUAAUGAAUAUUGAUGCAAAAAUCUUAAAUAAAAUAUUGGGUUUUUUUGUUUUUUAUUGACAGAACCCAUGCCUGGGUAAUUUUUUACAACAUUAUCCCUUGCAAUCACUUCUGUUCCAACUUUUCCCCUCUCUCCCUCCACCCCUUCCCCCAGAUGGCAAGCAGUC